AUUCAUCCCAACUAUGCUCAACAUUUACAAAACACCAUUCAACAAGAUGGUUAUUUUAAAACUGGACACCAUAAUUUUUAUAUUUGCACCUUUCUUAAGCUCUGUGUUGGAUGCUGCUGUGCCGUACAGGGAUUUUACGACCCAAACGAUUUACGAGAAGAAAGAUAAUUGCUUGCACGAAAUUUGGUACUAAAUUUCAAGCAUAAUGAUUCAGCGAACGAUCUUCCAGAGGCACCAAGCAGAAUUCAAAUAAAUCCCUCAGACAUGACAAUACAGUGGUGGAUGCCAAGUACUAAAUUUCUAAAAUAUGUAAUGCUGGAAAUACUUUAUUUGGAAAAGGUUGAUGAAAAAUUUGAAGUAAAACGUGAACAUGUAUUGAUCAACAUCAACAUCACACAUCACUCUGGUCAUCAGUUCAGAAAGGACGAUUUUGUAUCGUACACCUGCCUUAAUGUGAACCAAGCUACAAUAAAAGUAGACGCCAAACUGUGGGCAUUGGGUCUAGACACACGGCUCGAAGGCCACGACCUGACUGCUUCAGUCAGCAAAUAUAGUGAAGUCAGGAAACCUGCAUCGGCACGUGUAUCCAUGGAUUAUAAUAGUAGAAUAGCAGCCCAUGAGAAAUGUGUUUGCAAAACCAAAUUAUCAAUAUCAGCAACGCCUCUACAUUCAAAUAUGAGAGCAACUAUCAGUGCUGUUGACGGUACUCUUCCAAAGAUGACAUUAAAACUUGUCAGAAGUAUGAAAUACAGCGAAGAAACAUUUCUGGUUAGUCCAGAACGCGGGCAGACAAAUAUUACACAACAGUUUGAUGAAAGACCUCAACAAGAUGUCGGAUAUAACAUUUUGGUGAUUCCUGAAUGCCCUUUGGUGCAAGGUUAUUUACCGUCAUGUGGGCUCAUUGAACCAGAUCGGAUCAUUUCCAGCAAAAUCGUGUACCACCAAGAAAAAAGAAGAGAACAGCGACACGCUAUAACUCAUAUAUGCCGAGAAAAAAAGCAUAGAAAAAACACUCAUCUGCGAGAUGACAACUUCACAUAGUUUAGAAAUCCGGAGGACGACAGUAAUGAGGUUAUCGACUACAAGUAAAUAUGACGAAUUACAAUGCAGCAACAUUGUUUUCUAUAAUGUAUUUUCUUGAAUUUACAAUCUCGAAUAAAGUCAUAUAUUUGGUUUA
Mya arenaria is the source of this 1177-nucleotide messenger RNA. RefSeq lists its product as uncharacterized. The record is from RefSeq and is a predicted model, not a curated record. The transcript has 7 exons. Bases 265 to 1041 code for a protein of 258 amino acids. NCBI's taxonomy places the organism in Eukaryota, Metazoa, Mollusca, Bivalvia, Myida, Myidae.